GAGCGCUGAAAACUGAAGUGUUCUGUGGCUGUCGCUGUGGAGCUUGGAAAAAAUAAAUGCAACAGCUUUGAGUAUUGAAUAACUUAAACUUAUUAAUUUACUGACGAAAAAAAAUUAUAUUGAAUUAGUACAAAUCUCAAAGGAAAAUGGAAAACGAUAUCUUGGAUUCCCUGAACGAUCUAGGAUAUGAAGGCCAUCUAGUUGAUGAAGCAUUCUUUGGAAAGGCCCUUGAUGGUGGGCCGAAAUCCAUGGAUUAUACCAAGCUGGUUCAUAUCCUAUCGGAGGAAAUCAAACAACUUUGCAAUGUAGAGGAAACUGUUAACAUGAUUAAUGAUCCAGAUGAAUCAAGCACAUUUUUGUUGGAGCUGAGUUCCUUCCUGAAGGAGUUGGGAUGUCCUUAUAGGAAACUAGUGACAGGUCACUUGUCUUCCAGACUCCAGUCCAGAGAAGAUAAAUUGCUCCUGCUUGAUUAUCUGAUAUCUGAGCUGAUGGCAGCGAAGAUAGUUAAUGUUGAUGCACCAAAGGUGAAGACAGGAAUGGAUAUUGUUGUUAUAGAGACACCAACAGCUAGAGAUCUGAAAGAGAUACUGAUUACACUGAAGUUCAAUAAACCACCACCGAAUAUAACUCCAGAGAUACUGUUCUCUAAAGUUGAAGCUAAAGUAAAGGAGACCAUACAAAAGGAAGGUGACCAGAUGGUUGGAAAGCCUUUGUACAACAAGGCACUGACCGAUAAAGAUUGGAAACAAUUAGACCUGAUGUUCAUGGAUAUGUUUGAAGAGUACAGGUGUAGACGAGAGACAUUGAUUACGAGGCUUGAGUGUACCAUUCAGAGUUUUGAGUGGUCAGACCGUCUGAAAGGCAAGAAGGAUCUAAUACAAACAACAUACAGGCCCAAACGUGACCUACUGAAAAUGAAGCCGGAUGUAAAGCUGUCGGAUUUCUUGGCAGCUCGUUCGUCACUGUUGCACGUUGAGAAGACAUCGAGUGCUAGCGUCAGAAAGAACACACAGAGUGAUGUUAAUAAAGUGCUUAUUGGGAAGGUUCCCGACCGAGGUGGUCGUCCUCACGAACAGCAGCCACCUCCACCCGAGAUGCCUUCCUGGCAGCAAAGGACAUCAGCGCCACAGGGUGGUGGUGGACGAGGCGGCGGUUUUGGUGGAAGGGGCGUUGGUAGAGGUGGUAGCAGCGGCGGUAGGGGAGGCAGGGGUGGUGAUAACGGCGGGAGAGGAGGGGGUCGCGUGCAGGGAGGCUACAAUCAGCCAAGCGGGGAUUAUAGGCCCCACACAAGCCCAGCUAGUUUUAACCAAAAUCCAAACAGUCGAAACUACCAAACUUAUGAAGUGCCGCCCGGAGGGUAUAACGCUGCCAACAACAGUUACACCCAGAACCAGAACCGCAACCCGGCGGGCUACACCACGGGUUACGGUUACAGCACCAUCCAGGGUUACGAUAGCGCGGGCAGCUACAACCAAGGAUAUCAAGUAGGCUACACUACGUACGAAACGAACCCCGGGUAUCAAACGCAGGGAUACCACCAAAGUCAACAAGCGUAUCAAAGUGGCCGGUAUCAAAAUGAACACGACGAUAGAAGACGCGGCAACUACCGAGGACGCCGUUGAUUUUAAUAUUUUGUUUUGUACUGUGUUUCUCAUUUAACCAAAGUUUAGGAGCUGAUGAAUAAAAAUAAUACCUAAUUAGUUUAGAUUAAAGAAAAAUAGAACACAAAUGUAAAAAAUAGCAUACACCUACAAGUAAACUCAUUUAACAUAACGUUACGUUCUUGCAUGCUUCCAAACUUGGUUCUAUUACCAAAAUAACUGCCAAAACACAACAUAAGUGUUAUCACAUACAAUACAACUGUGCUGUGAAAUACACAAUGCCUGUGACCUUGCAGUGUAUUGUUUGAUGUCAAAGGAGUUUGUUACCUUCUAACCACAGUCGUAUAAGUAGACACCUAAUAUAAACCCUUUUUAAUGUUAUAUCAAAUGUGUGUAAAUGGAACUGUACUUUUGCAUUAGGUUUCUGCGUAAGAUAGAGUAUAAAAUACAGUUACACACGUUAAAAUCCAUUAAAAGUAUUUUAUUUGAAUAAAACACUCGCGCUAAUCAAAGAAAAUACUAUAAAAAAACCCCAAUUUUUUAUCAUUAUUUCCAUCAAAAUAGACAAGCAUAUGGCGAUGGGGUUUAGGAAGUAAUUUUAUAAGUACUUAAGUCUUAAGUUUUAAAUAAAAUUUAAUUCGACAGCUCUUAAACUUUAGUAUAAGGAUUGUGCAUCUAGCGAAUGUGCUAUAAAGCCUUGUAUUUUAAUAACGAAACUCUCGUCAAUGUAAUAAUUCAUUAUUCAAACGACGUAUUGCAAUAUUUAUUGAUUAUUUAAUUUAAUAAAUCUCUAAAUUGGCUUGUAUUGUCUAUGUGCAAUUUAAUAUCGCUAUACUUAUAAUAUAUUAAAAUUAAUAGACUAUAACUACACAUGUUGUCAUAAUAAAAGAAAAGAUUUUUGUCAUAAGGAAGGAGAUAAUGUUGAAUCAUGUAGAUUAUGUACUUAUCGUAUAAUUUAUGAAAUAUGUAAUCCAUUAAUAUAUCUAGAUCAGUUGGCACUGACUUUCUGUGAAAAUAAAAACUAUAAAAACUUAAA
Leptidea sinapis is the source of this 2637-nucleotide messenger RNA. RefSeq names its product protein FAM98A. The record is from RefSeq and is a predicted model, not a curated record. Gene Ontology annotation, cellular component: tRNA-splicing ligase complex. The transcript is spliced from 10 exons. The coding region runs from base 147 to 1622 and encodes 491 amino acids. Lineage: Eukaryota; Metazoa; Arthropoda; Insecta; Lepidoptera; Pieridae.